Molecule: messenger RNA, 2296 nt
Organism: Hemicordylus capensis (graceful crag lizard)
Lineage: Eukaryota; Metazoa; Chordata; Lepidosauria; Squamata; Cordylidae
Product: twisted gastrulation protein homolog 1-like
Exons: 5
Coding region: 439-1089 (216 amino acids)
Biological process (GO): regulation of BMP signaling pathway
Source: RefSeq, a predicted model, not a curated record
GGAGGACCUUGGGAGGAAGAGGGCUGCUGCUGCUCCGCUCGCUUGCCUGCCUUGCCUGGACCAGGUUCAGGCGACCCCCCCGCGGCGGCACUCUCGGCCGGCCUCCUCCUCCUCCCCCCCUCCCUCCUCGACUACUCCUUUUGUCUCCUCCGCUCGUUUCGCAAGCAGGGCUUCGUCGGGAAAGCGGAGCGCCGCUGUCCCAAGCCAAUGGCCGCCUGCCUGCCUCUCUCCCCCCCCUCCUCUCCCCCUUUCUCCCCCUUCCGAAAUCCUUUCUUCCUUUCUCUCCUCCUCUCCUUUUCCUACCGGCAGAGAAGACGGGGGGGCGACUACUCUGCUCAGCACCCCCCGCCCCAAAAAGGCAGAUCGUAGACACACACCCCCACACACACACCCCCCGCGCGCAGGUGGCUCUGUCCCUGCCCCACACAUACUGCAGCAAUGCCCUGUGGCGUGGCCUUGCUUUUGGUGGCUGCAACAUGGACUGUGGCAUCCUCUGCGGACGGCUGCAAUAAGGCCCUCUGUGCCAGCGACGUCAGUAAGUGCCUGCUGCAGGAAGUGUGCCAGUGUGAAGCCAACCGUGCCGGCUGUCCAUGCUGCCAGGAGUGCGCCUUCUGCCUGGGCAACCUUUGGGAGUCUUGCUGUGAAUGUGUGGGGCUGUGUGACGAACGCCCCCCCUCGGCCCCCCGCCCUGCGCUGCGCAGCUCCAUGCACAACCUGAUGUCACCCGUACCCUCACUCUUCCGGGCGCUCAUGGCCAUCUCCGACAACGACCCCCCCAUGGGCUGGAGCAUCCUGACCCUGUCGGCGGAGGAGGAGCUGAGACAGAAUCACGCAGACACAGGCCACCUCUUGCUGGGACCACACACAGACUUGGCCGCCCCAGAUGCCGAGGCCCUCAACGCUACAGCGCCGCCCUGCCAGUCCAUUUUCUUCAACGAGUGCCUGUCCAUGAGCCGAUGCCGGAUGGCUUGCCAGUCGGUCGGGGCCUGGCGCUACCGCUGGUUUCACAACGCCUGCUGCCAGUGCCUGGGGCCUGACUGCCAGGGUUACGGAGGUGCGCGUGCACAAUGUUCCAGCUGCCGGGAGUGACAAGCUGGCUCUCUCUCCCCCACAUGCAUAAACGCCCUGCCCUGGACUACACCUCCCGCCCCACUCUCACUCUGCCUUUCUGUCUUCCUGCUCCCCCUCCUCACUUUAACUCUGCUCAGCGAGCACAAGGGCCUUAAACGCUGAGGGUCUGUUCAUGGAGGCUCUGGAUAUGUGGGCACAACCACCUCACUCCCUAUCCUCUGUGUGGGUCAACAAGGAACCCCACACACCCUGGCUGUGGCUGAUUCGCCUCCUCCCUCCACCCCAGGUUAUCCUGCCUGCUGUGUGCCCCUUCCUCAUCUUCCUUGUACAUAGGAGGACAGGAAGCUGCCAUACCGAGUCAGAUCAUUGAUCUCUCUAGUUCAGUCCUACUCUGACUGGCAGUGGCUCUCCAAGGUCUCAGGCAGAGGUCUCUCCCAGCCCUACCUGGAGAAGCUGCCAGGGAUUGAACCUGAGAUCACAUGCAGAUGCUCUGCCUCUGAGGUAAAGACCCAUGCUUCCUUGUAGCACAAGCCUUCUGACUUUCUGCCCUGCUCAGGGGCGUAGCAAGGUUGUAGUGGGCCCAGAGACAAGAUUUUAAAAUGCCCCUCCUCACUGAAGCUCAGCUCAUGAAGUAAAGGAAUCUUAAAUGAGGCUGAAUAGUGGUAACAAAAAGCAUAGUGUGAGAUAUACAGAUAUAGAUACACACACACACAACCUAUGUGCCACAAUAGAACAUCAUCCUAAAUUUUUUUUUAAAGGUUUUGUAAAUUGUGGAUGAUGCAAAUCAUUUAAUGGUGCUAAAGAAAGACAUGCUGUUCUGGUAGCUCCAGGUCUUAACACUCACAUCAAUUUCGGAGGAUGAAUAGAACUGAAGGAAGCCUGGGUGGGUGCGCGGCUGGGGGAGUCAGUCAUGGGACUUGCCUCUGGGGGCCCCCCAAGGCAGUGGGCCCCCAGACAACUGCCCUGUUAUAGUUACACCCCUGCCCCUGCUGCUCCCUUCUAAGGCACCCCAGGAAGAGAAAUUGCCUUCCAGUUGCUCCGCAACCAUAGUACUAUUCACCGACAGUGGCCAUGCAGUAAAGCAGAACCCCUUCUUGAACGUUCCUUCAUCCCUGAACUUUCCAAACUCCCCCAACCUGUUGCUUUAUGGACCUGGAUAUAAAUGCUGUAGGGUUGUUGGUUUUUGCCAUGUAAGCCUAAUCAUAAUAAACAAUCUUUUAAACUA